UAUUUCCGCACAACACCCCCGCCGCACAACACUUCCCUUCCCCCUCGCGCGACGUCGGGAAACGUGUCGAGCGGCGAGAGUUGUCGGCUCGUCAUUGGCUGCCUCGCGCCGUGUCAACAAACGCCAAGAUGGUUGGUAUCGAGUCUAUGUCAAGGUAUGUCUCCCCGGUGAAUCCCGCCAUCUACCCACACUUGACGUUAGUUCUCAUGAGCAUUGGGAUAUUCUUCACAGCAUGGUUCUUUGUGUAUGAAGUCACCUCCACAAAGCUCACAAGAGACUUCUUCAAGGAGUGCCUCAUUGCCCUUGUUGCUUCUGUGUUUAUGGGAUUCGGCAUCUUGUUCCUACUUCUAUGGGUAGGGAUAUACGUUUGAGAGGGUUUAUAAGGAUAUAGAAGCGUAAAAAUGAGCAUUUGGAAGUGAGUGAAAGGUGAGGUAAUUGUCAUUUUACCCAUAAAAUUAUUGUUAGUCAUAAAAAAUUAUGUUCAAUAUAUAUUGGAAAUAAAAUGGAAUCAAUAGAAAAUGUGUAUAUAUUUUUUUUAUUUCUAAAUGGCCAAAUUCUUGUAAAAUAUUCAAAUAGCACAGCAUUUGGUUGUCAUAGAUUUUUUGUUAAAUUUCUAUCUGCACAUUUUCUAAAUAACUUUUCUCUCUCUCUCUCUCUUUCUCUCUCUCUCCUCUGCAGGCACCAUAGUCAUUCCAGCAAAUUGAAGUCUGAUUCCAUGUUGUGACUGAAAUAAAGGGUUGUUGUUUUUCCA
Penaeus chinensis is the source of this 751-nucleotide messenger RNA. RefSeq names its product transmembrane protein 258-like (gene kud). Gene Ontology annotation, biological process: protein N-linked glycosylation. Lineage: Eukaryota; Metazoa; Arthropoda; Malacostraca; Decapoda; Penaeidae. The record is from RefSeq and is a predicted model, not a curated record. Gene Ontology annotation, cellular component: membrane-bounded organelle. The transcript has 3 exons. The coding region runs from base 129 to 371 and encodes 80 amino acids.